UGAAAUCCGGAAAGGCGACGUCCGAAGGUUCAUAUUCAUAACCCAAGCAAACGAUUAUCGGAACGCAUCAAAUUGCAGAAACUACGCCUAAUCGGAUCAAAUCCUCUUUCGAUUGGAUACGUUAAUUGCACACCAGCAAAAACUCUAGAUAAACAGAUAUACGCAGAGAUCGUUUAGAGAGAGGAAAGGAAGUGAUGGAUUUCGAGCUGAGAAGAGCGAGAGAGAAGCUGGAGGGGGAACAGAAGGAGAGGAAGGAGAGGGCCAGAUUGAAGCAGCAAAGGGAGAGGAAAGCCAGAGAAGAGGCCGCUAAGCAACGCGACGCCAUUGAAGCCGCCCAGCGAUCUCGCAGGCUCGAUGCCGCCGAAGCGCAACUCAAGGCUGAUCAGCAAAUGGAGGAAAGUUUACUUGCUGGAAGAGGAGUGAUGUUUUAUCGUGUCUUGGAAGCCGUGCCUUACCAGGGGAUUGGAGAUAAAAUUAAAUUGCCUCCAUCAUGCUUCACUGAGUUGUCUGAACAAGGUGCUUUUGACAAAGGACCCCUGCAUUUCCGGUUGUCAGUUAUUGAUCAAGCGGCUGCUUCAGAUGGUAAGGAUGAUGGAAAAAAUCAUAGAACAACACAUGCUGGUGUCCUUGAAUUCACUGCCGAGGAAGGUUCUGUUGGACUUCCUUCUCAUGUGUGGAAUAACUUAUUCCAUUCUGAUGCUCUGACAACUUCAUUGAUUGAAGUUCAUUAUGUUUGGCUUCCGAAAGGAACUUAUGCAAAACUUAAACCAGAUGAACUGGGCUUUUCAGAUAUACCCAAUCACAAGGCUGUACUUGAAACAAGCCUUCGCCAGCAUGCAACUCUUUCACAGCAUGAUGUGCUUAAAGUCAACUAUGGUACACUGACAUACCAUUUACGUGUUCUCGAGUUAAAGCCAUCUUCAAGUGUAUCAGUCUUAGAAACAGAUAUAGAAGUGGAUAUUGUGGGUCCUGAUUCUGCUUCAGAGGGAAAUAAUCAACAUGUCCUGAAACCACUUGUAUUUGGAAUCUCAGAAUCUGGAACCGUUGAGGAAGGGAACUAUGUGUAUUACAAGUUCUCAAUAGAUGAAGAAACAUGGAGGAUGAUUUCCUCUGGGGAUGCCAACAUUGAAGUAAAGAUAGAAUCAGGCACAGAUGGUGGGGAUACUGAUCUUUACAUCGCUCGACAUCCUCUCUUGUUCCCAUCCCAACACCAGCAUGGAUGGUCUUCCCAUGAUGUGGGUUCAAAGUCUUUGAUCCUUGGUUCCAAGGACCAGAACUUGGGAACAGGUACUUACAGCAUUGGUAUAUAUGGUUUCAAGGGGACAACAAAGUACUGGAUAACAGUAUCUAUUCAAGAUAACCAUGACCGUAAGGUGGGUCAACAUGCUGUUUCUUCUUCAUCAGCUAUGGAAAUGGAUACUGUUGAGUGCAGGAAUUGCAGGCGUUAUAUCCCUGCUCGGACUAUAGCCCUGCAUGAGGCAUAUUGUAGCAGACAUAAUGUUGCGUGUCAGCAUGCUGGUUGUGGGGUUGUUCUCAGGGUUGAAGAGGCCAAAAAUCAUAUUCACUGUGACAGAUGUGGGCAAGCUUUCCAGCAAGGAGAGAUUGAGAAGCACAUGAAGGUUUUUCAUGAGCCACUUCACUGCCCCUGUGGAGCUGUACUUGAGAAGGAAAAAAUGGUGCAACACCAGAACUCAGAUUGUCCGUUGCGCCUAAUCACAUGCAGGUUUUGUGGAGAUACGGUUCCAGCUGGAACUACUGCUGCAGAUGUACGAGAUCGAUUGAGAGGGCUGUCAGAGCACGAGAGUCUCUGUGGGUCCAGAACUGCCCCAUGCGAUUCGUGCGGCCGAUCAGUUAUGCUCAAGGACAUGGACAUUCACCAAAUUGCUGUUCAUCAGAAGAACUAACCCAGAAUUUGCUUCUCUUUCCCUUCAUUGUGAAUGAGUAUGCCACUUCUCUACAAAGAUUCUUCGCUGCGAUCUACUGCUGGAGAUGCCAUCAGUACUGCUUCUGUUGCAUGUAGGGCUAUCCCAUUGUACCUGUAGGUUGUAUCAUUUCAUUGAUGUAGUGCAUAUUGUCCUGGAACUUGUAUCCAAUGAAUUCACCUUCUUGUUGCAAUCAAGUAAAUAACUCCUUGAAGAAAUACUCUUAUUUAUGUAUGAGGUUGUUUUCUCA
Diospyros lotus (date-plum) is the source of this 2172-nucleotide messenger RNA. RefSeq lists its product as uncharacterized. Gene Ontology annotation, cellular component: VCP-NPL4-UFD1 AAA ATPase complex. Gene Ontology annotation, molecular function: polyubiquitin modification-dependent protein binding. NCBI's taxonomy places the organism in Eukaryota, Viridiplantae, Streptophyta, Magnoliopsida, Ericales, Ebenaceae. Bases 195 to 1904 code for a protein of 569 amino acids. The transcript is spliced from 3 exons. The record is from RefSeq and is a predicted model, not a curated record.